This is a messenger RNA of Echinococcus granulosus, 1830 nucleotides long. RefSeq names its product Dihydropyrimidinase-related protein 3-A. The record is from RefSeq and is a predicted model, not a curated record. Gene Ontology annotation, molecular function: hydrolase activity, acting on carbon-nitrogen (but not peptide) bonds, in cyclic amides. Bases 1 to 1830 code for a protein of 609 amino acids. Gene Ontology annotation, cellular component: cytosol. NCBI's taxonomy places the organism in Eukaryota, Metazoa, Platyhelminthes, Cestoda, Cyclophyllidea, Taeniidae. The transcript is spliced from 6 exons.
AUGGCGGCCGCCAGUACUCAAAUUUUGGUCAAAAAUGGCCUCAUAGUGAACCAUGAUGGCACAUUGCAAGCGGACAUUCUAAUCGAAGGCGAAGAAAUCAAAAAAGUUGCGCAAAACAUCCAACCGACUGAAAACGUGGAAGUGAUUGAUGCCAGCGGGCUUUACGUUCUUCCUGGUGGUGUGGAUCCGGAUUGUCGUCUUCUAAAUCCAUCGGAUGGAAUUCCUGUGGCUGAUGAUUUCAAGACUGGAUCUGGUGCUUCCCUUUUAGGUGGCACUACAACGAUAAAGAACACGAUUUCGCCCACACAGCCAGAGCGGGAUGGCGUGGCGGACACCAGCUUUUGGGUUGGCGACAAGCGCCAACCGUCCUUCAAGCCGCGUUCCGAUUGGUCAGUCAGCUCGAGGGGUUUCGUCAACGAGAUUACCGUUCGUCCCGGUCUCAGUAUUACCGAUGCAUACGCCCGUCACCGCGGCAUUCUUGACGCUGAAUGUCGCUGCGAUUUCGCGCUCGUUCUCUCCGUGCCGCAUUUUUCUCCUGAAAUCGCCAAUGAGAUGAAAUUUCUUGCUGCUGACAAGAAGGUUGUCUCAUUUUCAUUCCGUUUACUAAGUGGAGAAUCCGCAUCUGCCCCCUUUGCCUUUGGAUUGGACGAGGAGGCUCUCAUGACUGCCAUGGACCUCUGCUCCUCCUUGGGUAUUCCUCCCACUGUGCCUGCUUGUGGUAAUCCAGCAGUUUUGAACAAAGUUGCUGAGUCUGUCUUUUCCUCCGGCUUUACUGGACCUGAGGGCUGUCUACUGGCCUCUCCAGAACGAUUCGAAGCGGACACAGUGGCUCGAGUGGGCCUUUUAGCUGCAGCUACAAACUGCCCUGUCAUUUUUACUCGUAUUCACAGCUCGGCUGCUCUGAAAGCCCUUGUUGAGCAACGCAGUCUUGGUAACGUUGUCUUUGGUGAGACCAGCAUCGCAGCCAUCGCCUGCGUGGUCGCCGGAAACACAGUCACACACCCGAAUUGGGCCAAGGCCGCUAGUUGCGUCUCCGACCCACCAAUCAGGGCCGAGGAUACAGUCGCAAAGAGUCUUUUGUCUCAUGUAGCUACUGGUGAAGUGAUGGCAGUUGGUUCGGCACAUCGUGCAAUCGCCUCGAAUAUCCGGGCUGGGUUAGGAUUGAAUGACUUCCGUCAGAUCCCCAUAGGCCAGGCGACGGCUGGAGGCCGUUUGAGUGCUCUGUGGAAGAUCGGAGUUGAAAAGGAGGCACUUCUGGAUCCCUGUGGUUUCGUCGCAGCGGUUAGUACGAACCCAGCUCGAUUAUACAAUCUCUACCCGCAAAAGGGUUGCAUUGCGGAGGGCAGUGACGCAGAUAUUGUCAUCUGGAAUCCUGAAUCAAAGGUUGUCCCACAGAGUUUGGUUCCUGGCGGUGUGGAAGAUCCAUUUGAAGGUCUGAAUUGUUUAACCUGUCGUCCAGAGGUGGUUUUACUUCGUGGUAAAGUGGUGGUGAGGCAGGGGGAGCUGGUAGGCACGAGCGAACCCACUGGCCGAUUUGUCCAUUCCAAGGGAUCGAAUGGCAUGGUAUUCGGUCGCACGGCGGCGUUAAAGACCGUUGGUGAGGCGCUACUCUGUCCAGUAACAAGGGAGCCCUACUCCGGUCCCGUAGCCAACCUGGACUCUGCGCGUGAUCACACUUCACCGCCGAGGGAGUCGCAUUUCUAUCGCAAAUCGGACUAUGACAACCUCCCUAAGGAGGCGUUGCCACCAGGCCAACGGGUAAUUCACACCUCUGUGAAGACUGCACAGCCUCCUGGUGGUGCGUCAAAAUCGUUUUGGUGGAACAACUGA